AUGUCAAGCUUGUGUCGUGCGCAGGCCGAGCCGGAGCCUGUGCCCUAUGCAGACAGCGAGGCACGCCUGCCUCCCCCCGAGACGCCGCCGUGCACUGCAGAAUCUAUGCUGCCGGCGGGACUGUUGGAAGAGAUCGGGACAGAUUUGCACGAGGGCUCGACAAAGCCACCGAAGUGGACGGCCGGCGGCCGUGAGAGCCAGCCGGUCGAUGUUUCAACGACGGUCAACAUGCUGUCGAGUGUCCUGGGUAAGCAUGCUGCUUUGCACUACGAAGCAGAUGGUCGGAUGAUAUCUGUAACGGGCGGCAACGACUUUAGGGCUGAGAAGAAGCCUCCGGCUGCCCCGUCGUACGCAGCACCGGCACGACUGCCGCCGGUGCCGCCAGGACCACCGGCACCACAGGUGCCGCCAGCCGAGCCGGUCCACCCGGUUCAGCCAGCCUGGCAGGAGAUGAAUUACCCUAUGCAGGACUCACAGCCGGAAGCCUACUAUCAAGGCUACGCCGGAUACUACCCCACCAUGUACGGCCAGUACCAGGAAUCGGUGGAGGAUAUCUACGCCCAGCCGGCCCAGCCGGUUCAAGGAGCUUGGGCAGACACCACGUCGGCAGGGGCACUAGCGCAGUGCACGCCGGGAAGGUUCUGUGUUUUCUGUGGCAAGCCCAAGCACAGCCUCACGCAGCGCUUCUGCUCACACUGCGGUGAAAUGGUCGUGGCCUGA
Messenger RNA from Symbiodinium sp. CCMP2456, 720 nucleotides. The record is from the annotation of a GenBank genome assembly. NCBI's taxonomy places the organism in Eukaryota, Dinophyceae, Suessiales, Symbiodiniaceae.